AUGGCUGCAGAUCGUCCCAGGGAGCCUGAGAUUAAGGUCUCGGACGAUGGCUUCAACGCCAACUUCAGCCUGUCACCUCGCCUCGAUCAACCUCCAUCCCGGCCCUUAGGCUCGACCGCACGAGGCAGACAUCAUCAUCACAAUCGCAACCAUUCCAUUGACACCAAGGAUCGCACCAGUCCCACCCUAGGUUUUGGGCCAAUGCAGCCCUCCUUCGAUCGACCUUGGACCAUGGCUGAAUUUGCAGCCGGUGAUCGAGCCACAGAUGCUCAUUCAGCUUCCUCCGAUUCAGCUCAUACUUCAGCUUCGAGAUCGUCGCCGGAUUCAUCUCGCCUUGUCAACGGAACGCCUGACCCUCUCUCGGGUCUCUCUGCGACACGGUCGAAACCCACCUCCAUCAGCCACAUCUCGGCCUCCAGCUCUCCUGUCCUUCAUCCAUCUACGCGAAAAGUCAGCUCUGGAUCCAACACUAGCAGCACCGGCAGCGCUUCCCCGGAUGCAACCUUCACACUAGAAUCGCGCCGGCUCAGUGCUCGCAACGCCGAUCGGCAUCAGCCGAACGGUACUGCUCACCAUUUGUCCGAAGGUAGCAGCCGGCGCACAUCGUCCCCUGCCCGUACCUUCACCGGUGCGCCCAUCUCACCGCGCCUCCAAUCCACAAUCUCGCCUCACACCGGUCUCGCACAUGCUCGUCGCGCCAGCACUGAGCUAGCCACGGCUCCUUUUCGUGCCCCUUCGCCCAUCUUUUUGCCAUCAGCUUCGCCACCCACGGGUCCUGCCAACCCAGACCCGCAGCACAGCUGGGAUUCCAUCUGGCCUCGCUCUUCCACUCCAGACCGCGCCGAUCAAUUGCGCAGGAUGGGCUCUAUCUCACCCGUCGCUGGUUCGCCAGGCCGCGCGUCGCCCUCUGCCUUGUCCGACUCGAUUAACCUGUCGCGCUCCCCUUCCACCUCGUUCGACUCGGGCUCCCCCUCAGGCUCCUCCACUACCGUGCUGGGAAGGCCCAAAGCGCGCCGGCCGCAUGAGUUGCGUGGUUCGUCAUCCUCCCCCAUCUUGCGCAUGAGUCCGAGUGGGUUGCGUGACAGUCACGAUCCAUCCAAGAGCCCUCGUAGAAGCUUCGAGACGGCCAAAACCGAGCCUGUUAUCAAGAUCGGUUUCGCACCACUCUCGCAUACUGCUUCCGAUGCUUCCAGGCCGCAGAGCGCUACUUCUGCGCUCGUUAGUCCAGCGAGCAAGGUGCUUUCGCCAGCCACGGAGGCAAGUCCGCAUGUCGACGCUGCCACUGCCCUCGCCUCGCACCGCACAAGCAGCACUGGCUCCUCGUGGCUGCACGACCGAGCCGAGUCGCCCUCUUCCGCCUUUGUCAUCGAUCCAAAGAAGCGUCGUGGAUCGGUGCCCAUCCCUCAAGCGCUGCCACUGCCCGCCAGGACUCCUUCGCCUAAGAUCUCGCCCACUUCCCCGCGCUCUCCCUUCCUCGAGCUGUCCAACCCGACUUCGUCGGCGCCCAACGGUUCCAACAUGGGUCUCAGCGAGAGUCCCCCCAAGACGCGCAGCUUCAUCGCCAUGCCACCCCGUUCAGGAUACGACCUCAGUGAUGACCCGGACGACGUCGGUUCGGAAGAGGACGGCUCCAACUCGGAGAGGGAAAGCGUGGGCACCAACGACGAAGAUCACGACGGCUCAGAGUACGACGACGAGGAAGUUGUCGAUGCGGCCGAUGCGAUCGAUGAUGAUCAGGAGCAACACAUGUCAGAAAGCGCGUACCGUGGCGUGGAAGAGGACUCGAGCGAGCCAUCGAGUCAGAGUGACGAUGUAUCAUCGCAAAAAAGUAGCAGCAGCAACAGCAACAGUACCGCUGGACCAUCCGAACGUCCCUCGCUGCCCAAACGACCGAGCCUCACCAGAUCUGGCGUGGUCCCACCACCCAUCACCAUCAUCGAUCAUGUGCGUAGUCCGCUCGACCCACUCGUUCAGGCCGAAAACUCCGCGCGUGCUCUCGCUGUUCAGAAGGGUUCGACGGGUAGCACCAUGCUCAACUUUUUCCGUGACGAGCGCAGUCAGCAAGAUCUGCAGCCACAGCUCGGCAUCACUGGUGAUGCACAGAUCUCCGACUCGGUCAUGCCGUCCGCGCUCGGUCUUGAUGCCGGUGAAGCACAGCCCAUGGACGCCAUGAUGGAGGAAGGAGGCAGGAGCAUCGAGCGAGACGAAGACGAGGAUGACGAGGACGAUGACGAGCAGGGCUAUGGCAUUGGCGUCGAGAGUGCAGACGAGGGGCUCAAUACACUCGAGCGCAUCUUCCUGUUCGCCAAGAGCGACAUGGCCUUCCACAGAGUCUUGGUCUCGCAGUCGCUGCCAGACUGGAUCCGCGAAGUGGAGCUCAACGAUGCCGUCGAAUACAUCAUCCCCUUGCUCAACGGCCUCGCCACCGAUGAACCCGACGUCUGCGCUGCUUUCGCACCCGAGGUUGGCCGGGUGAUGUGGUUCUUUUUCCGCAAUUGUCCCAUCGCCGAGCUUGCUGACGAAACCAGCGACACGCAGAAUGCCGACGAGGACCAGCCCGAAACGGCAUCGCGUCCAAGAAUCAGCCUCACCGCCUUCACGACGCUGCUGUGCGCAUUGCUGCUCAACCAGAACACUAUUAUCGCUGGGGCCACACAACAGUCGCUCGUUCAGCUGUUCUAUCGCCUUGACCGGCGCGAUCUUGAGUUGUCCAAAGAAGAGGUUGCCGAAAGAGAACAGGCAGAGAUCCAAGCCAGGCAGCAGGAGCAGGAUUUGGAGAGCUACAUCACCCACGCCUCGGGUCGAGAUGGACAGCCAGUUCCGCACGAGGACUACCGGUUUGACGAUCACGUAAGAAAUGCCGUCAAGAACGAGCUGCUCGUCAAUGUAGCCUUGGCCUUGGCGCAAAUCCACCAGCACGGACACGGUAGCAACGAUGAAGACCAGGACGAACAUUCCAAAGAGCAGCACGGCGCUUCAUCCGACUCCACGAGCGCCAAAGCCAAGGUGCAGAGGGACGCAGACGCAGACGAGGCGAUGGAAGAGGAUCAUGCGGAGACUUCUUCGGACACCGACCGAGCUGCGACUGAGGCUGCCUGGAACGAUGCCAUGGACGAAGAGCAAGGCUCUACAGACGCAAGUUCGUGGGGACAGGAUGACAACAUGUUCGACCAGCAGAGCGAUGGCUCGGCGAGUGACGUGCAGAUCGACGAAGACGAGGAAUCGGCCGUCGGCCGCAUGGCCUCUGUCAGCUUGCUUGCCGCAUUGGCUGCCGACGAGCUCAUCCCUCACGACGCGCUUCUGCACAGGUACGCUCCGGAGGUGCUCAAGCUCAUCGACGACGGCGCAUUCUAUGUUCGGAAGGAGGUGGCUAGCGCACUCGGACCCUUGUCCCGCAACAUGUCUGCCGAGGCGGUGGAGCAUACGGUGCUUCCGGCAUUGAACAAGGCCAUCCACGACCGCAACUGGCACGUUCGCCAAGCUGCAUGCUUCUCGAUCCCCGCCACACUCGGAAAGCUGGGGGACAAGUUGCGCCGCGAGCAGACGCUUCUGUUCAUGCGGUCGCUCGUCAAUGACGUCUCGCGUCAGUUGAGGAUGGCAGCGCUCGAGAUCAUCGGCGAAGUCAUCUACAUGUUCCAUGAGACCGAGGCCGGCGUGCCCGAGGAGCUCGUGCGCUUCUUCUUGGGGGAGCCAUUUGACGGUCCUCCGCAGCAAGGCGAUGCCUCUCUCACAUUUGACAAGACGAGCGACCCGGAAGGCACUGAAGCGCUGUUUGAAGAGGAGAGCGCCAUGAUGAUGGAUGGUGGCUCCGACCUGGGCGUGUCCUCCUCGCUUCGCAACGAUCGCAACGACCAAGAUUCUCUGCUGGCCAGCUUUGGGUACGGAGGCAACGAUAGCUCCAUGAUGGAGGCGGCGCCGUGGGACAGCAACUUCCGUGUCAGCAAUUUUGAUCCGGAGCGCCCGCUCGUGGUUGCCUACAACUUACCUGCUGUUGUGCUCACGCUGGGUUCGGAUCAAUGGAGCAGGCUGAAGCAGGUGCACGCCGAGCUGACGAGGAGCGACAAGCCCAAGGUGCGCAAGAGCUUGGCGGCUUCGCUUCACGAGAUCGCCAAGAUCGUUGGACAGGAUGCCACACGAGAUGACCUGCUACCGGCUGCGACACGGUUCUUGACAGACGACGACGUCGAGGUGCGCUCGGCCAUUUUUGAAAACAUGGACGUGUUCCUGUCGUGCUUGCGGCAGGUCGAAGCGGAGCGAAUGUUGUCGCAGCUCCUGUCGCUCUGGUCUUCGGGCGUGUUGCGAGAUUGGCGUCUGCGCGAACAGUUGGCACUGCACAUCCCAAGCAUGGCCAAGCAAUUCCUGCUCGAGGACGAAGACGGCAAUCUGGUGUCAUUGAUGCAGCUCGCGCUCGCGGAUCCGAUCAGCGCGGUGCGAGACGCUGGAAUCCACUGCGUGCCCGAUCUGUACAAGGCGUUUGCCGAGCAUGACCAGGUGAUCGCCGACGGCUUCCUGGGCAUGGUCAGCGACUUGGGCGACAGCACGGGCUACCGGUUGCGAGUGUCUUGCCUGCAGUGCAUCGGCGCGCUGGUGGAGGCGGGCAUUCAGCGGUCGUCUUGCGAGCUGCUGUUGCUCAGCCGGCUGAGCCAGAUGGGCGACGAUCGCGUUGUAGAUGUUCGCAUUGCGCUGUCACGGACACUGGGGCAGAUGUGUGGUCAGGACGAGCUGUACGCUCUGCCACAGUCGCGAUCCGAGGAUCUGAACAAGCUCAUUGCCAAGCUGACGCACGACGACUCGGAUGAGGUGCGCCAGCCCAUCGCUGGAAUUUUGUCGGAAGCGGAGCUCAAUGAGUAUGCUGCGCUUCCGCGAGAGGAGGCAGCGGAGCCUCGCAAGCUUGUUCUUGGACCUGCCGACGGCGGUUUGCAUCGACCUGAAGGCGAAGGCGGCUUCACGAGCCAGUUUGUGGACGCACAGGGCGACGAGGAGGAUGGCGACGUUUUCCAGAUGGACGACGACGGUCAAUUCGAGGAAGGCGGCCCAACCGGAGACAAGGAGGAAGAAGAAAGCCAGGCUGAAUCGAAGGUCAACGGCGACAAGGAUGCGUCUGAGCCAACGUCGCAGGCACAGUGGGCUCAGCACCUGGAGAUGUCACGCGCGAGCAUCUUCGGCGGCGCCAAACAUCAGACAGAGCUCGAUUUCGGAUCGGACUGGGUGAACGCGAACGGCCCUGCGUUCUUCGAUUAUGGCGACAAUGACGAGGACGAUGAGAUCCAAGACGACGAGGGACUGGGAGAGGAGCCUCAUCAUCUGCUCAACGUGGAUCGUGACUCGAGCGGGUCAGGCGAAUUGAUCGAGAACGAAACCGAUGACCAAGCUGACGAGAACAAAGCGGAAGCACAGGACGACGAGCAAGGCUCACAGCGGCAGCAACAGGCAGAUGAUAGCAUGGACGAAGCCAACUCUGAACCAGGCAUCACGCUGUCUUCGCCGCAGAGAGCGCUCGAGGCGGCAGCGAUUGCUGCAACUGGUAGCGACGCGGACGGGUUGGUGGACAGCCCGAGUCGGGCAGGAACUUCGACGUCGAGCGGCGGCGGUCAGGGCAAAGCAGCUGACCCAUUCCUGGCGUUUGUAGCAGGCCGUCGAUCUCAGGACCUGUCCAAGCUGCAGCCGGAACAGAUGGGCCGCAGCGUCAACUCGAAGCGUUCGAGGCUGUCCAACGGCACGGCUGCUGCCUCACACGACACGGCUGAUUCAGAAGCACAGCAGGACGCCGGCGGCGGCGACGAUGAAGAGAUGAUGGCGACACGCUUCCUUUCCAAAACUUCGGGCGAUUGGUCGGAGCUCACAGGCGACGCAAAGGAACUACCGCGCGAAGGUGAACACAACGCCUCUGCUGCGGACGACGACUUUGUUCAGGUGUAA
This is a messenger RNA of Sporisorium graminicola, 5919 nucleotides long. RefSeq lists its product as uncharacterized. Gene Ontology annotation, molecular function: protein phosphatase regulator activity. NCBI's taxonomy places the organism in Eukaryota, Fungi, Basidiomycota, Ustilaginomycetes, Ustilaginales, Ustilaginaceae. The transcript has a single exon. Bases 1 to 5919 code for a protein of 1972 amino acids. The record is from RefSeq and is a predicted model, not a curated record. Gene Ontology annotation, biological process: protein dephosphorylation.